CUUCGAACACAGACUGCACUGUGAGAAUACUUUAUGAGAUAUUACCAUAGUUCAGGUAGAAAACAUUGGAAGCCAUGAUGCUACUGGUCUAUUUACUUUUCUUGGAUCAAAGUUUAGCAGCUCACAGAGCUUUGCAGGAGGAUGAGACAUGUAUGUUUGAAGUCUCCAAGCUUCAACAGCAGUUACAACAUUUGCAGGCUCAGUUCCUGCUUGGAACAUGGCAACUAAAGCAUUUGAGGGAAUAUAACGAGCACUGGACAAAGAAAAGCACAACAGCAGAAAAGAAUGAACAAGGGACAACAUUGCAACCCAUUACUUCACACCAGUUUGCAUAUCACCAUGAUUGUUCAGAUAUUUACAACAGUGGCAAAACCACAAGCGGGUUUUACCAAAUCAAGCCAAAGUCUAUGACUGAACCAUUUCUGGCAUACUGUGAUAUGUCAGAUGGUGGAGGAUGGACAGUUAUUCAACGUCGCAGUAACGGCAAAGUGAAUUUUAACAGAGGCUGGGAUGAUUAUAAAUCAGGCUUUGGAUCAUUUCAAGGGAGGAAGGAUGAAUAUUGGCUCGGAAAUGAAAAGAUACAUCAAAUUCUGGCUGCAGGAAAGUAUUUAGUAAAGUUUGACCUCACAGACUGGAAUGGAGAUAAGAGGUAUGCUACCUAUGAAAAUUUUAACAUCUCAGAUGAAAAGGAUAAAUACAGGCUAACAUUUGGAGCUUAUGAUGGGAAUGCAGGGGAUGCAUUGUCUGGUGGCCUGGUGCCAGAGUUUCAGUGGUCAGCCUCUCACAAUGGGAUGCAGUUCAGUACUCCAGACCAGGAUAAUGACAGAUACCUGCAGGGGAGUUGCUCACAAGAAACUAAAUGUGGCUGGUGGUUUAACAGGUGUCAUGCAGCCAACCUUAAUGGAAAAUACUAUCGACACGGCAACUACACUGGAAAAUAUGAUAAGGGAAUUAUCUGGUUCACCUGGACAGGCUGGUGGUACUCUUUGAAAAACACAGUUAUGAAAAUCAGACCACUCUACUAUUUCCCAAGUGCUGGAAGUGGAGAUUAUGAGAGCAAACUGGGCUAAUAUUCAUUUGAUAAGGAAUUACAUCUUUAAUACCAAAUAUCAGGUUACUUUAUCCAAAGAGGAGAGAAAUAUUAUCCAGUUUGACUUUCGUAUUUUGUACAUUAAAGCAUUGUUAAGUGGGUCAUGCCUAAUCUUUGUGACAAGUUGUAAUGACAAAAUGUCAAGUCGUGUCCAUCCAUUUUAAUUAGUGAAAUUUCCAAUCUGCACAUAAGACAUAAAUAAUGACAAAAUGAAGGGGUGGGAUACUUAACUUGCAGCAGGCCAUUUUGUUGGACUGAUUCAAGGUCUGAUUUGAUAUACAGCUGACCCUGUAAACAGUUGAGCAGUUCUGGUCUCCUGAAAUUAGCGAAGGCUAAAUAUGGGAAUACAAGGUUACACUGGUUAUAGAAAAAACAGAAAAUAAGUGUAGGGGUAGGCCAAUCGGCCCUUCUAGCCUGCACCACCAUUCAAUAUGAUCAUGGUUGAUUAUGCAAUUUCAGUAUCUCGUUACUGCUUUGUGUCCAUACCCAUUAAUCUCUUUAGCUGCAAGAGCCACAUCCAGUUUCCCCUUGAAUAUAUGUAACAAACUGGAACCAACAGCUUUCUGUGGGAGACAACUGCCUCAGGUUGCUCAGAAAUGCUCAACCUUUGUGCAUUGAGAAAAGUAGAGCAGCUUUGGAGGAGCAAAGGCAAUGUCAGGAGUGGGGCAGCAAAAUAUUGGCAAUAGGCUGGAGACCUUUUUGAUCUGAGUGAGUUUGAUUUUGCUCCCCCAGGGCUGACCUACCAUCGAGUACCUAAUAAGAGAUGGUGGAUUUUCUCCAUCCCCGGUCAGUGACCCGUUUUGCGUCCACAGCUCACUGCUAGCAUUUAAAUGUAGCCUGAAGCUUACUCAAUACAUCCCAGCCUCAGCAUGGACCAGCCCUUAGAUUUGCAACUGUGUGAUUAUUCUGAAUAGAAAUUAAAUGUAACAGGGCUGUUAAAUAUCCUGAGCUUAAAUCUCCUAAAGGCUGUUCAAGAAUAUGUUACCGUGCUGUACAAAAUGUGGCAUUUAAAUUCAUACUGAGCACUUGUUUAUUGUUUCCUCUUUUUUCCUUAAAGUAUAUCUUUGGGGUUUAAAGUAAAUUGUUGAUAUUAUGUUCAAAUGAGCUUUUUCACUGAAAAUAAUGUUUGUUCCUAAAUAAAAGCAAAGUAUUUUGGACGGUGGAAAUCUGAAAUACAAACUCAAAAUGCUGGAUACGUUCAUUAGGUUUGGCAGCAUCAAUGAAGAGAGAGUUAAGUUUCAAGUCCUCCCAGUUCUGAAGAAGUUAUAUUGACCUUGAGCCGUUAACUCUGUUUCUGUCUUCACUGAUGCUGCCAGGCUAAG
Messenger RNA from Chiloscyllium plagiosum (whitespotted bambooshark), 2412 nucleotides. It is a transcript of the gene fgl1b, whose product is annotated as fibrinogen like 1B. Gene Ontology annotation, cellular component: fibrinogen complex. Gene Ontology annotation, biological process: blood coagulation, common pathway; fibrinolysis; positive regulation of heterotypic cell-cell adhesion. Gene Ontology annotation, molecular function: extracellular matrix structural constituent; protein-macromolecule adaptor activity. Lineage: Eukaryota; Metazoa; Chordata; Chondrichthyes; Orectolobiformes; Hemiscylliidae. The record is from RefSeq and is a predicted model, not a curated record.